This is a messenger RNA of Ceratosolen solmsi marchali, 869 nucleotides long. Its product is annotated as transmembrane protein 256. NCBI's taxonomy places the organism in Eukaryota, Metazoa, Arthropoda, Insecta, Hymenoptera, Agaonidae. Gene Ontology annotation, cellular component: membrane. The coding region runs from base 347 to 835 and encodes 162 amino acids. The transcript is spliced from 6 exons. The record is from RefSeq and is a predicted model, not a curated record.
CCCUCAUUAUACUCUGACGCACUUAUAAGUAUAAGAGCGUAACUUAUACUCUCGUCGAACAUAACUCGUCAACUUGUAUUCAUAUUAUAAAAGCAAGAAAUGAUAUUGCCUCGUUUAAAAUAUGCUUCGUUUCAGAUAUUAGAAGCAAUAGGAUUUAUACCUAAAACAACAGAGCUAAUACAGGUUGUUUCUGACUCACAGCAAACAUUCAGUAAUUAUACUAUUAAAUUAACAACGAUUAGUGGAAUAACGGCUAUGCUGAUAGAUAUAUAUUUUUUAAAAAGUUACAAUACUAUAAGUAUUGAACAAAUUCAAUGGAUGCAAGUGUAAAUGGUAAAUAAAAGAAAUGGAAUCAUACAAGAACGCUAUAUUACAAGCUGUUUCGAAUUUACAAAAUCUAUCAAACAUUUCAGACGUAUUUAGUAAUAUGGGGUUAAAACCUAAAAAUGUAGCAAUAAGCAAAAUGCUAAAUAAUCAACCACUUUGGAAGUUCGCAAGAGCAACAGGUCCAUUUAUUCAAAUAGCAGCAGUUAGUGGAGCAGUAGCCGUUAUAUUAGGAGCUUAUAAUGGGCACAAGCAUUAUUCAGAGAAUGAGGAAAAACGAAAGCAAGUUUUUAAUAUUGCCUCGCAAUAUCAUUUUAUACAUACUUUAGCAAUUUUUGGAAUACCAAUGUGUCGAAAGCCUCACCUGGCUGGUUUAUUUAUGAUAUUAGGAAAAAUAUUAUUCUGUGGACCCAACUACUUUUAUGCGAUAACAGGCUGUUCUAAAUAUAAUAUGCUAAAUCCAAUUGGAGGAAUAUGCUUCAUACUCGGAUGGCUCUCAUUAUUAUUGUAAAGAUUAAAGAUUUAAUAUAUUUUUGAAAUCAUUA